GGGAAGCCAAGCCACCUCCCACUAAGAACCAAAACGUGGAGUCUUCUUUUUAUACCUAGAAGUUGUGACGCCAAUGGAACUCUGAACCAUUUUUUAUUAACCCUAUCCACAUUCAUGACCUCGAGAAUAUCAACAGAAAACGAGUCAGAGACUCAGAGCCUGACAAACUAAGGAAUCCACUCAAUCCUGCCUCCUCCCAGAUUUAGAUAACGUAGAAAAGGGACGACAGAGAUUCAUAGUCUGAGAACUAAAAAAGGAGAAGAAAAAAACCAUAAGGAAUUUCAGUGAUGUUUGGUGGAAGAAGCAUGGGCGGAGGAGGGGGAGGAGGAAGCGUGUUUAGGACUGUGAGUAGGGCAGCAGUCACCAGAACUGUUGCUGGUGGCCCACCAAUUCAAGAACCCCUUUCUUCUUCUUCUUCCAGUUCUUCUGCUGCUGCUAAUACCACCACCACCACUUCCACUUCUAGGCACACCCAGAAGCCCAGUUCUUCCCACAAUCUCUCUCUCUCCUCACCCACCUCACCUUUUGCCUCGUGCAAUAUUCCUCUGGCUUCCAGUUGUGGCACGCCCGGCUGGCCUUCUUCUCCUCGCUUUGAUGAUUUUGAUUGGGUGACUCUGAAUAAUGGCAUUAGCAGUGAGGAUGAUGAGAGAGUUUCACGCGGGUUUCUUGAUGAUUUUGUUCUUGGACCUGUUCCUUCCAAGGAUGAAGUUCACAGUGCUGUCUCUGCCCUUCAACAGGUUAUCAGUCCCUUCAUCAGGGAUAAGUUUGGUUCUGAGUCAGACAGCGCUGUGGACGAUCAAAUUACAAGGGCUUCUGCUGGGUUUGUGCACCCAGCAUCUUCAGCUGGGUCAGAAUUAGAUCGGAUGGAGCCUUCUGCCUAUUUUUCUAAUAAUUCAAAGAUGUUGCAGUCUUAUGGUUCUGAAAGAGUUUAUGAUGCUUUCCAUCUCUUGCAGACCGAGUCUUCUGUGCAGAGAAUGGUGAUCUCCUUGUCAUCUGAUAGAGCGGUUUGGGAUGCGGUAAUGAACAAUGAGGUGGUGCGCGAGCUCCGGGAAUCUUUCUAUGCAGAUGAAGACAAUAAAUCCGAGAGUCCAGAUGAGAAUUCUGAUGAUAACGAUAAAACAACAAACAUUGUCAAGUGGAUCUUUCAAAAUACCAUGGCAAAAGUCAUGGAAGCAAUCGAGAAAAUUACGAAGGUCAUGGGCGACUUAUUUCAACCUCCAAGCAGGGAAAACGCGAAAGCAGAACCCAGCAAUCGCUUUGAGGACAGGCUGAAAAAAUCGUUCAUGCUCUCCGUUGUGGUCCUGUUGAUUGUGGUGGUUACUCGAACCCACAAGGCUUGACCCUAAUCCGACGACAUCACCAGCAUAUCUCCAUUGGAUGACUUGCAGUUGAAGUUUUCCACUCCAUUGUUAGGCAUUCUAUGUUUCAAACUAUGUUUUGUUAUAAACUUCCAGUGCUUGGUACAUUGGAGUUAGCAAGUUGCCUCCAAUGUGGGGAUUUAUGGAUACUAGCUAUGGUUUUUUGUAAUAUUAUCAGUAUUUUUGCAUUGCCACCUGAAUCUUUUGGUAACAAUUGCAACCGAAU
Molecule: messenger RNA, 1584 nt
Organism: Pyrus x bretschneideri (Chinese white pear)
Lineage: Eukaryota; Viridiplantae; Streptophyta; Magnoliopsida; Rosales; Rosaceae
Exons: 4
Coding region: 288-1340 (350 amino acids)
Source: RefSeq, a predicted model, not a curated record